UCCUCCUCCUCCUCCUCCCCUUCCCCCUCCUCACCAAAUCCCACCCUUCACCCUGCUCUUCUCUACCCGGUUCCCUGCCUCCCCACCCUCCCGCCACUCCUCCCGCUGUCGCGUCCGAUUUUCCCGCUGCCGCGCUUUGGCGUCACCUCCCCGCCUCUCCCCCAUACACCGGUUCUCCCCCCGGGAUUUGGGCCUCCCUCCUCGGUUUGGCCCUCCUCCACUUCAUCUGGCGUUCCCAACACCGCGCCCUCGUUUGCCCUGCCCCCCUCUCUCUCCUUCUCCGGGGCUUUUCCUUUUCCUGUGCGCGCGCGCGCGACCGGCAAGAUCUUCGCCGGCCCGCUGCUUCGCCCGGCCCUCCCCGCGCUCCGGCCACUAUUAAUCUGCCGCAUAUAGCGGUCCCCCGCCUCUUCCCUGAUGGCACCCUCCCAGGCUUCCAGUCGUCGGACCAGGGGCCGACGGUCAGCCUCUAGCACCUACAGCUCCUUUAGCCACGCUCCCUCGGCCGCCUCGUCCCACGCCGGCGGAAGCGGUUCUUCUUCGCACAAUGCUGCAUCACACUCCUCGGAACGCUCACCGCGGGAAACCCGCGAGUUGGCGGCCGCGCGGAAACCCCUCGCCCAGGCCCGUGUCGUUCAGGCGCACUUGGUCUAUGUGGCCGGGCUCCCAAGUCGGCUGUAUCGGCCACCCGCCUCCUCGGCAUCACACUCUCCCACCCUCUCGGCCCAUGGGUCCCCCUCUCCGAGCUCCAUCGUUGGAGGUGCCUCGUCGAGCAGCAGCGCGCCCGGUGCUGCUGCCUCGGCCACGGCCGCGGCCGCCGCUGCCAGCCAUGCAGCCGCCGACAACUCGCCCCGUGGUGAUCCGGUCACCGGGGACGAAUUUAUCGCCCUCCUCCGGAGUCCCUCCUUCCUGGGUCGCUACGGCAAGGUCACCAAGCUUCUGUUGAGCGCUCGGCCAUCCAGUGGCGGCGGUGUCGGCGCCGGCAGCAGCACCGGCGGUUCGGCCGCCGGGGCCUACAACAACACCGAGGAGCGCGUGGCAGCGCAUGUCACCUAUUCGGAUGCGCGCGCCGCGCGGCGCUGCAUCGCCGCCCUCGACGGCGUGGCCAUCGAUGGCUGUGUGGUCCGUGCCUCCCUCGGCACGACCAAGUUCUGUCACCAGUUCCUGCGUGGGCUUCUGUGCCAGAAUUCCGAAUGCCUCUACCUUCAUGAGGAGCCCUCCCAAUCGAAGACCCCGCUGGCCUCCAUCGCGGCGGCCAACUCCUCCUCCACCACAACCAUCGAGUGGGCCCCAGGGCUGGUGGUCAUGGGUGAUGAUCUGGCUGCCCGGGGCGAGCUUGCCUUUGGACCGCCGACCCACACGCGUGUCCGAGUUUCCUCCUGGCGCCCCGACUCCAAAGGACGCGUUUUGCCGGCUCCGCCGCCAGACGCCCCGGCCAAUGCCUCCCUCGGGGCCAACGCUUCAGUAUCCCUGUCGAUUAAUGCGGCCGCCUCCCUGCCGACCCUUUCGGCGGCGGCCACCGCUUCGGCCACUCUCACAGGUGGUGCGACCAGCGCCGGUUCCGACACCUCUCCCCAGAAGUUGAGUUGCGACGCGUCGGCCCUCCAGCAUCUGUCCCCCUCGCCGUGUUCCUCUUCGACCUGCUCGUCCCCCAACAAGGAUAUGGACUCGUGCUCGGACGAGUACGACUGUGAUUUGGACUCCUCCUUCUCGCAUCACUCGGCCAGCGAGGACCACGAGGAUGAGGAAGAUCACACCGAGGACCAGGACGCCGAGCAUGGCACCCCGAGCGCCGACGAUGUCCAUCCCUCCUCGGAUGGGUCUCCCGGGCCAAGCGUCAGCCCCCUCGAUCAGCGGCAGCCGGCCCCUCCCUUCCACCACCGGACCCCCUCGGCCGAGCACCCCGCGCCGCAUCUCCCCUCGGCCGGGGGCUUUGCCCAUGGGCCCAUUGGCGGCGCCGAUGACACCCAUGCCGCCUCCGACAGUGAUGCUGCCAUGGGCUCCCGCAUGCCCCCCGAUACCUUCGAUCUCUUCAAGGGCAAGUCCUUCUUCUCCGGGGCGAAUGUCUUUGCUGUGGCCCCACUGGCGGCUCCCCUGUCGGAUCUCAGCGCCUCGACGGGUGGCGCUCGCGGGCUCGCCUCCGCUCCUGGCUCCACUGCGGGCCCGGUCACGCCAGGCGGCCCUCAUCACCCGGGCGGCCGGAGCCCCUCGCCCAUGGUGGCAUCCUCGCCAGGUGCCGGGACCGCCAGGCCCGGGUCGGCUCCCGGAUCGCGCGGUGCCACGCCUCCGGCUCCGGGUGCCGUGACGGCUGCCGCCUUGGCUGCUGGGCUUCCCCUGGCGGCUCCGGGCGCGGUCCGGCCCCGGCCCCGGCCUCGGCCUCCGGCGGCCCAUCUACUGCAGCAGCAGCAGCAGCAAGCACUGCCGGGUGGGGGACAUGUGGUCUCGAGUCCCGGCGCUUUGCGUCCUCCCCUGCCACCGGGCCCCGCCGCGUCGGUGGCUGUCCGGCCCGGGCCGCGGCCACCGCGGCCGCCGGUCGCCGGCCUCACCCCCGGCCUUCUGGCCGUCAACACCGGGGCCGUGUCCCAGCCCGCCCCGCAGUCGCAGGCGGUGGUGACUUCCUCACCGCAGCCACAGCCCCCUUCACAGCCAGCUGCCUCCCCCUGGGGCCAUCACCACCAGCUUCAGCAUCAUCACCAUCAGCAGCAGCAGCAGCAGCAACAGCAGCAGCAGCAGCAACAGCAGCCAGCGCCUCUGCCGCAGUUCCACGCGGCCCCUGGCUCGGGCAGGCCAUCUCCGGCGCCCUCACCCGGGCCAUCGCCAUCGCCCUCGCCCUCGACCGCCUUCCCCGCGGUGGGCGCGGCGGCCACCGGUCCUCAGCAUCGCCCAGCCGCCACGGCGCACUUCCUGCCCGCGAGCAGCAUCACCGUGGCGGCGGCGGCGGCCGCGGCCGCGGCCGCCGAUUCGGCUCUCGAUCUCGCCGCCACUACUGCUCCGCAGGCGGCCCUUCACAGCAGCUCCGGCUUGACGCUGGCCGCACAGGCAUUUGAUUUCACACUCCCCAGCUCGGUGGCGGCCACUGUCGCCGGCGGCCAGCAGCCCGGAAUCAAGCCCACUGCGGCCGGCUCUGUCGGGGACUUUUAUCCCCCCCUUGGAGCGGGUGUCAGUCCCUCGCACCACGAUCCGGUUGGCUUGGACUUUGCCCAGCCCCACACGCUCGGGCCGUCCUUCAACUUCCCGGCUAACAGUCUGAUGGCCGCGGCGGCGGCCCCGACGCCCAGCAGUGCGCCCCCGUCGCCUCGCCGGCGCGCCGGGGCCCUGGCCCCGGGGCAAUUCGGCGUCGGCUCGCGCGAGGCCACCACCGGUGCUGGCGGCCCGGCCCUGGUCGAGCCCUUCGCCCUGGCACACCUGCUGGAGGAUGGCGACCUGUCACAGGUGGCGGCCGCGGCCACAACCACCCGGCCGGGGUCGACUCGCACCGGGAAUGGCUCGGCCGAGGGCGCUGUCCCGGGAGUUCCGCUGUUUGGCGGCGGGCGCCUGCGGUCGUCCUCCUUCGGGUCCGGACCACUGGAAGCCGGAUCCGGGUCUGCCUCCUCCUCGUCGGUGUCGGUGUCGGUGUCGGCGGCCUCAUCGUUGACGCAUCACCAUUCGGGGACCCCCUCCCUGCACCACCAUCCACACGGUGCCCCGGCCGGCGUGCACUCCUACUACCACCAGACGCACUUCCAGCAACUGUCGGGCCCAGGGACCGCCGGGUCGCACUUCCAGCAGCAUCAUGGACCCGCCGGCUCCGCGCCGCACUUCCAGCAGCUCCCGGCACAUCAGCCGCCCGUCCACCAUCCCCAUCAUCAUCCUCAUCAUCAUCCUCAUCAUCAUCCUCAUGCGCAGCAUCACUCGCAUGCUGGGCACUUCCAUCAGCCAGUUGCACAAACGCAUGGCCACCGGCUUCCGCCGACGUCCGGCGGCGAAUCGCCCUUCCACCUGUCGACUGCCUUCGGGGCGCCGGCGCUCGGCUCGGCGGCCGAGGGUCCGGUGGCUGCCAUGGUGUCUCUGUCGGCGCCGCCCUCCCCGGUGCCGGGGCUCCUCUCGAGCCCCGGGGGCCUGGGCCAAUUCCUCAUGGUUUCCUCCGCCGCAGCCGGCGGGCCUCGUAGCAAUGGAGGGGCCACAGACCCGGCUCCCGGCAUGGUGGAUCUCCCCUUGCCGCCGCUGAGUUCCUCUGGCCCGGUGGCGGCGGCGGCGGCGGCGGCUGCGGCCGCCGCGGCGGUUGCCGCAGCCGCAACCACCAAUGGUGGUGCCGGCAGCGGGGUCGGCGUCGUCGCCACCGCUUCCGGUGCUGCGGCCACGUCUCCCCAUGAUCCUCCCCAAUGGAAGCGUGCCCCCUCGCCCCGGCAGCCGGCGGCCACCAGCCCGAGCACCCUGUCCAUCGCGUCCGGCAGCACGGCCCGUGCUUCAUGGCAGGCGGCCCCGUCGGAUGGCGAGCUGGAGCCCCUGCCACCAGGCUUCCUGGCCGCCUUGGCGGGUGACAGCUCGCCUCUUCCCGCCAACACCGAAGUCGACUCGGCCCCUGUCGCUGCCUCUGCGGGUUCCCCCUCGUCGCUGGCGGCCAGCCGCAGUGCGCCCUCUUCGGCGGCCAGUGCACUUCCCCCCCGGCCGGUCUCCUCCUCCCCGGCCGAGGAGCCCUCUUCAGACUACCUGCCAAGUGGCGCGUCGCCCGUCGGCCUGGCAGCCACCACCAGCCCGGCGCGUGAUGAGCUUGGCCCCGGGCUCCAGCCCCUUCAGACGAGCAUCUUGAAUGCCCCCCUUUCAGACCUGUCGCCGUCGCUCCUCCCUUCGGCGCUCCUCUUCAACUCAACCCCUUCACACUCGCUGCCGGCCGGUGCCGUCGGCGGGGUUCCCUUCUCCCUGCUGGGCGUCGGCCGCCUGGGCAGCGAGGCCGAGCCCGGUGCCGCCGGCGAUGCCAGCCCCGGUGGGACUUCCUUCGCGGGCGUGGUGGGCACGCCGGUGGCCAUGGGGGGCGGCCGCGCCGGGUCGCCGCUGGCCGCCAUGUCAGCCUCGGCCGAGCUUGGCUCCUCAUCGGAGAACUUCGCCCCCGGGGCGUCCCUGCUGGCCGCGGCUGCCUUUUCCUCGGGCCUGGCCCCCGGCGGCGGCGGUCCUGCUGGCAACAGCAAGGCCGGCUUCUCGCUGGCAGCCUCGGCCAGCAUGGCCGCGGGGCAUCCAUACUUCGCGACAGGCCCCGGCUCGGUGGCCUCGCUCCAGUCCAUGAGCCACCUGGUCAUGUCGGCCCCGACGCUUCCCGGUGCCCUGUCCGGCUUCACCAGCCCUUCGAGCGGCCUGGCCUUCGCGGCUGGUGGCCCGGCGCCCGGUGGCGGCGGCGGCGGCCCAGGCGCCGCUUCUCCGCACAUGCGCCCUGGCGCUGGCGGCUCAACCACCACCUCGCCGACGGUGUCUUGA
This is a messenger RNA of Fonticula alba, 5445 nucleotides long. RefSeq lists its product as hypothetical. Gene Ontology annotation, biological process: protein ubiquitination. Bases 415 to 5445 code for a protein of 1676 amino acids. NCBI's taxonomy places the organism in Eukaryota, Rotosphaerida, Fonticulaceae. Gene Ontology annotation, cellular component: CCR4-NOT complex. The transcript is spliced from 8 exons. The record is from RefSeq and is a predicted model, not a curated record. Gene Ontology annotation, molecular function: ubiquitin-protein transferase activity; metal ion binding.